UUUUACACAUAUACCCCGCCCAUGGGUAUAAGCCGCACCCACGUAUAACCCAUGGGGAAUUGUAUUUUUGUAAAUAAAUCCAUGUAUACGCCGCACCCGCGUAUUCCCCGCGGCGGUGUAAACACAGGGAGGCGGCACAGCCCGGCCUGCCCUAGCAGCGGUGGCACAGCCCGUCCUGCCCGGGCCCAGCGGGGAGGCUACGCAGCCUAGCCCUCCAUGGCCCCAGCCCCCACAGCAGUGGCAGUGGAGCCCGGCCUGCCUAGGCCCAGCGGGGAAGCAGCGCAGCCUGCCCCGGCCCAGGCCCCCUCAGCGGCCCCGGCGGCAGUGGCAGCACAGCCCUGCCUGGCCGGGGCCCAGCGUGGAGGCAGCGCAGCCGGUCCUGGCCUCCGCGGCAACAGUGGCACAGCCCGGCCCGGCCCCGGUCCCCUCAGCGGCGGCGCAGCCCAGCCUGCCCCUGGCCCUGGCGGCAGCAGCAGCACAGCCCGGCCUGCCCAGGGCCCAGCGGGGAGGUGGCACAGCCGGUCCCGGUCUCCGCGGCAACGGUGGCACAGCCCGGCCUGCCUGGGCCCAGCGGGGAGCGGCGUGGCGCAGCCCGGGCCGCCCUGGCCCUGGCUCCGUCCCCCUGCGGCGGCGCAGCCGGCCCCCACAGCAGCGGCGCAGCCCGGCCCCAGUCCCCAUGGCGGUGGUGGCGCAGCCGGGCCCCGGCCCUGACCCUGCGGGGGAAAAAAGUUUGUGGAUAGCCCGCACCCAUCCAUUUAUUUAUUUUUAUUAUUAUUAUUAUUAUUAUUUUGCAAAAUCGAGUAUACACCGCGGGGUAUAUGCGCGAAAAUACGGUAAUUAAAAUUAAUCCCAUAACAUUGAGGGAACCACACUACUAGUUUCUGAUAUUUGUUUGCACUUUUCUUGGUCUUCUAUGCACCAUUUGCGUGUUAUUUUACAUGGAAAAUAUAUGACAUGGGAAAUAUUAAAAACCUCAGCACUGCAAAAAGAUUCUGAAAGCAAGUUAUUUUAAAAAAAUGUUUCCUUGUGCUUUGGGGUUGGACAGAAGAAAUAACAGAACUUCAUCUCUGAUCACUGGGAAUGGAUUCUUGUCCAAUGUGCUAACUAGCCUAAUAAUAUCAUGAUAUGGUUGGCUCCGUCUAACUGCUAAAUUCAGCUAUAGAAAGAGCUAAUUAUAUGAGUAGCAACAAUUCCCUUAUCUAUCAUGAACACUUGCUGCUGUUAACUGCAUUUCAAUGUGCUGAAGAUGACAAAGACAAUUAAAAUUGUAACCUAAGUGUGUGGGGGUUUUUUUCUGGAAGUAGUUUUUACACAUUUCAAAUCUGCUAAAACAGCCCUGGAGCAGGUGAUGUUAGAAGGUGUUUUGAGUUGUUAUUGUCAAAGGAACAUCACAUGCUCUUGUUUAUAUACUGAUUACUUUUUCAGGAGAGUUUUGCUAAAUUCUUGCUUACUUACUAUUCUCUUUCAGUUCUUAUACCACACUCCUAACUUGGACCUGGACCUUGCCACUGUAAAACUGACUGAAGAAGUCCUGAAGAUUGAUGGAGGGCCAUGCUAUUCAAACAGCAGGCGUUGCUGAGACAGAAGCUCUUUGUGCUAGGCAGCCUUGCUAUUGGAAGUCUCCUAUAUCUAGUUGCCAGAGUUGGGAGCUUGGAUAGACUGCAACCCAUAUGUCCCAUUGAUGGUCGAUUUGGACCCCAUGGCCAAGAUGAAAUCCCACUCCGAGCUCUGCAAUUCAAGCGUGGGCUGCUGCACGAGUUCCGUAAAGGCAAUGCCACAAAGGAGCAAAUACGACUUCACAAUUUGGUGCAGCAGCUUCCCAAGGCCAUUAUAAUUGGGGUGCGGAAAGGAGGUACCCGAGCACUGCUUGAGAUGCUGAACCUCCAUCCCGCAGUUGUCAAAGCUUCUCAAGAAAUUCACUUCUUUGACAAUGAUGAAAACUAUGCCAAGGGGAUUGAGUGGUACAGGAAAAAAAUGCCUUUUUCUUACCCUCAUCAAAUAACAAUUGAGAAAAGCCCUGCAUAUUUUAUCACAGAAGAGGUACCUGAAAGGAUUUAUAAAAUGAACUCAUCCAUCAAAUUACUGAUCAUUGUCAGGGAACCUACAACAAGAGCUAUUUCUGAUUACACUCAGGUGCUGGAAGGGAAGGAAAGAAAGAAUAAAACCUACUACAAAUUUGAGAAGCUGGCUAUUGAUCCUACUACCUGUGAAGUGAACACUAAGUAUAAGGCAGUAAGAACCAGCAUCUACACAAAACAUCUGGAGAGAUGGUUAAAAUACUUUCCUAUCGAGCAGUUUCAUAUUGUAGAUGGAGAUCGGCUCAUUACAGAACCACUGCCAGAACUGCAGCUGGUGGAGAAGUUCCUAAAUCUUCCUUCAAGGAUAAGUCAAUACAAUUUAUACUUCAAUGCCACCAGAGGGUUUUACUGCUUGCGAUUUAACAUUGUCUUUAACAAGUGCCUGGCGGGUAGCAAGGGACGCAUACAUCCAGAGGUGGAUCCCUCUGUAAUUACCAAAUUGCGCAAGUUCUUUCAUCCUUUUAAUCAAAAAUUUUACCAGAUCACUGGGAGGACAUUUAACUGGCCCUAAACUAAAUUUCAUACAACACUAUGUGUUGCACCUGGAGACAGGCAACAAUGUCUCCCCUAGAAUAAAAAAAUAUGCACUUUUCAUAGACAUAGCUAUCAAAGUAACUUUUUUCAUGCAUACUUGUCCAUAUGCAGUGUGUGACCAAAUAUAAGGUGGGAUCAGUUUUUCUACAGAGUAGUAACUAAUGUAAAUCUACUCUCUACAGAGUUGCAUCAUUUUAAGCUAUACAAGUAAAGGGAAAGCGAGUACUGGGGGGAAUAAAUUCACAUGCAACUAUAAGGGUCAGUGUUCCUCUUGCUCAAUACAGUUGAUUAUGUGACACACUGAUCAACCCAGGCAGAGUGUCAGUUUAGAGCGUACAAAUUCACAUGAGAUUCUGAGAAGCUGUGAGGAUAUAUCAGAAGGUACCAUAUUCAGGCCAUAGGAGGGAUGCACACUGCUAAAGGAAUACUGACACUUUAAAUAAAAUGCUGAAUUGUUACAAUGAAACUGGAUAAUACUAUUUUCUUAUUAUUUGAAAGGAAUAUCUUAUCUCAUACAAACAACAUUGUUUCAAAGUUCCCGUGGUGAGUUUGCACUAUUGUUUUAUUGUAUGGACCACAGUGUCAUUUGUAGCAUGUCAAUCAUGUGUCCGAAGAAGUCAAAUACUUUUUUCUUCUAUACUUGUGUGUCAACAAAGAGAAACAUCAUGUAUAUAGUGUAUAUUGUUUGUAAAUACUGGUUUCACGCUAAGUAAUUCUAUUUUGUAAACUGAAUAUGGCUAUUUAAUUUAUUGUGAAAAUUAAAUUUAUUGUGGUAUUUAAAAUGGAAUGAAUUAAAAUUACUAUAUGUGCAACUAUUUUUUACCUUAUGUUUGAUGUAUAUUGGGAUUGUUCUACAGGCCAGACAAAUUGCAUGCAUGUGUGUGUGUUUGUGAGAGAGAGAUGGAGAGCACUACACUUACAAACCUGAUUUCUAGACAGUUGAGAAAACUGAUAUACGAGGUGACGUUGAGUUUAUUAAAAAGCCCAACCAUCUGGAAAUCUAGUGUAAUACACACCUCAAAGAACAUUACUGCUGUUCAGUUAGAGCGCUUUGCAGUAAUUAAUUCAGUUGCAGUUGCCCACCAGGCUGAAGAAUGACAGUGAAAGAUGACUAUAACCAGGUAUAUCAGAAGAGCAAAGCAGUCAUUUAAAACUAAAAUGACAGACAGACAAACAGAAUUAGAAGAGUUAUAGGGUUAUAGUGUAUGCUGAUGUUUAAGAAACAAAAUGUUUGUGAUACUCUUGCUUUUAAGUGAAAAUGUACUUGCCUGCUUAGAAACAAACAAGCUAUAGAAUCGCUGUUACUGAUAUAGAUGUACAGAGAUCAUGCCUCAAUUCAGGAAAUGAAAGAAAACUAGUUUUGACAUGGAUUUCUU
Molecule: messenger RNA, 3988 nt
Organism: Alligator mississippiensis (American alligator)
Lineage: Eukaryota; Metazoa; Chordata; Crocodylia; Alligatoridae
Gene: HS3ST5
Product: heparan sulfate-glucosamine 3-sulfotransferase 5
Exons: 3
Coding region: 1552-2589 (345 amino acids)
Molecular function (GO): [heparan sulfate]-glucosamine 3-sulfotransferase activity
Source: RefSeq, a predicted model, not a curated record